Hyposmocoma kahamanoa is the source of this 2997-nucleotide messenger RNA. RefSeq names its product hemicentin-2-like. Bases 174 to 2498 code for a protein of 774 amino acids. NCBI's taxonomy places the organism in Eukaryota, Metazoa, Arthropoda, Insecta, Lepidoptera, Cosmopterigidae. The record is from RefSeq and is a predicted model, not a curated record. The transcript has 15 exons.
UGGCGGUCGGUAGCGGCCGGGUGGGCGGCUUGUUUUGUCAACCAAUGGCGUUUGAGAGAAACUUCUCAUUAUGAGCCCAUCAACGCCAUCAAGACUCACGCGAAAUUCGAGAUCUCGCAACUAGCACUGGCGCGAGUUCGAUCGACCAAUGGGAGCGCGGCGUGGGAGCAUGGAUGGACCGUAGAAUGCGCGUCACUUGGGCGCUGAUAUAUUUAUUCCUGCUGAUUUGUACGCAUGCCUUUGAGAUCAUCCCGGGAGUUCACGGCCCAGUGUCGAAUCAGGAAGCACUAGAAGGAGGCAACACUACGCUAUUCUGCGACACUACUCCGGAUACAGCCUCCGAUGAGUUCAUGCUCUUGGUUUGGUACAAAAAUGGCGUGGAUUCACCUAUUUACAGUUUCGACGCCCGCAUAGGCCGAGAGUGGUUCAGCGACAAGAUCAAUGACAUAAAAGACGGCCAACGACUAAAAGCAGACAUAAACAGUCAACCAACUUCUCUUAUAAUAACGGACCUUAUGGAGUACGAUCAAGCCUUGUAUCAUUGCCGUGUGGACUUUGCCUUGGCACAGACAAGAUAUUUGGGAGUGAACGUCACUGUGGUUGUGCUUCCAGGGCAGCCAUUCUUCAUGGACGAGAUGCACAACACGGUCGAGCAGAGAAUCGGUCCGUAUCAUGAAGGGGAUACUCUUGUGCUGACUUGCUAUGUCAUAGGAGGCCGCCCCCCACCCCGCAUUAGCUGGUACUCCGGUGAAACCCUUGUGGACGCCUCGGAUGGAGACAGCGACGUACCCAACAUGAGGGAAAAUGAACUCUAUUUACCUUUAACAAGAGAUAAUGCUGCUUCUUUAUCCUGCAGAGCGUCAAAUUCGCGUCUUACUUCGCCUUUGAUUACUACCUUAAAGGUUGAAUUGUAUUUACCCGCCUACAACGUAUCGAUUCACUGGGUAGAAGGAACUUUGGACGAGACACUCGAAGUAGGAAAGCCCGCUGUCGUCCAUUGCCAAGCCUACGGGUCCUACCCUCCUCCAGAUUUGUCUUGGUGGCUGGAUCACAAGCAUCUCACGAAGCACAGCAAUCAGUCAUGGAAUGGGCUGACAAACACGGCAGUAUCGCACUUACAACUAACGCCAUCUGUCGGAGACAACGGUGCAACCCUAGCGUGCGUAGCUACCAACCCCGCAAUGGCUCCCAGUCGAGGUUCGAAAGCCGACGUCAUUACGCUUAACGUUACUUAUAGUCCAAUAGUAGAAAUAUCAAAACUAGGAGACGGAAGAUUGAAUGACGUGGUUGAAUUAGAUAGCUUGCAUUUAGAAUGCGAAACUAGAGCAAAUCCAAUGGUUGAAAAAUUUUCCUGGUAUUUUAAUGAUAUUGAAAUAAGACCAGGCAGCAUAUGGGGUGAUAAUACAUCAUCGCAGAGGUUACUAGUAGAAGAAGCGACGCGACAUCAUGCAGGGAAGUAUUCUUGCUCAGCUGCCAAUGUUGUUGGUGAAACUAGAUCCGAGCCAAUCACAAUUACAGUUUUUUAUCCACCAGAAUGCUCAGAACGCGGUAUCACAUUAGACAAAGAAACAAUUCAUUGCCACGUAAAAGCACUGCCAGCAGCUGAUACAUUCUUUUGGCACGUUCAGCCCGCAGGUUUUGAAGUGCAGCAGCUGACGACAGGCUCCCCGAUAUUACCGCUCUCACAAAUCACUGGACCUUUAUCGGGACCUUUAAAAGCUACUUGUGAAGCAGGGAAUGGUGUAGCGUCCCAAGAGAAACCAUGUGAAAAAACCAUCGGUUUAGAACCACUGAGACCACAGCAGCCAAAACAAUGUGAUUUAGCUUAUGAAUACGGGGAAUUCCAAAUGAGAUGCACUUCAGUGGAAAACGCAACAUACUACGAAGUGUCAGUUUGGAGAAUAUCCAAAUCAAAUGCAUCUCUGAUACUCGAACGCCGAGGAUCUAUGGGCUUUGGUAGUGGUCAAGCAAUGGCUCGAGGAGUCACUUCACAAGGAGGAACAUCGCUUGUACGAGGAGCUCUGGGGAAGUUGAAAUUCGGAGACGAAGCCGGAGCUUCUGCUUGUAACAGAUACGGCUGUUCUAGAGCUCUGUUGUUGAGACCAACAGAAAACUUGCUGAAUGCUGCAUCACCACCUUGGUGGAGUUUUAUUCUUGAAAAGGAUGUAGGCAUAUCAAUAGGGGCUGUGGUAUUGGUAGCAGUGUUCAUCAUAUCCACAUCUUUGGCUGUCAAAAUAGCCAGAAGACCCAGAAAGACCCCAGCACCUGUCAUACAAGUACUGCAGCUUGAUGAUGUGGCUAGGGACUAUUUGGACACCAUUGGAGAACACAAAGUCCUCGCUUCGUGCAGCCUUCGCUCCUGCAGCAGCGCGUACUCUGAUUGCUCAGCCGAUGACGGUCCACCUGUGGAUCGAAGAAGAAAACCUCGGGCCAUUUGGGACCAAUGGGAACCACCACCUGAUGUUACCCUGACUUUGCAUCGGGAGAGUGCCGUGUAAAGUGAUUUUUAAACUAUUGUUGCCAAACUGAUUGUAGUUGUUUAAAAUCAGUGUGAUUCUCCCGAAAAAUUUGGUAUCAAUGUUUAAUUAAGUAUGUAGUAAAAAGUUGAAUGUAACAAAAGAAUUAUGAUUGACAAAGAUGAAUCCAGUACAGAACUGUUUUUUUUUUCUGAAACAGAAUGCGUAAAAGAUUGGACUUUGUGAUUUGAUCACGGUUAUAUUGAAGAUUUUAAUCUAUCUAUCUGGUGUCAACGGUCAGUAUCUACUCGUACAUUGUAACUGUAUGAUUACCUACCUAUGCAUCAAUAAUUCAUCACACCAAUAUUUUUUGUGGUUUUAUAGGAGUAUUGUAAAUUAUUACACAAAGUAUUUGUAAGUAGGUACUUAUAAAUAUGAACAAAAGUUGUUAAAUACAAAUUAAAUGUUUGAUUGUAUUAACUAUAGAAAUAUGAUAUUUUUCUUCCUAAAAAUCUAUAAAAAAUGAGACUUUAUUUUCUAA